CUGAAAAUCUCUCCGGUAAAGUUAUCUGAGAUUACAUUGAUGUUUUUAAACGAGGUGAUGUCUAGAAAAAGCUGAUCUUCAAUCGCCAACUAUCUUGUUGUUGGGAAAUGCUGUUAAUCAUUAAAAACUAAGGUGAAGGUGCAGACAUGACGAGGUGGGCGAGAGCCAAUAACAUCCACAAACACAAGCCAGCAGAGGCCACUCCAUGGAGUAAGCUGAGAGCAGGAGGGGGUCACCCCGGCAGCUCUGGUGGCCCUGCAGGUGCCAAGCAAGGAGCUCAGAGGGACCAUCUGAGAGGGACUCAGCCUGGAGGAUCAGCCGUGAAAAAGCCCAACCGUAAGAAGAAGGACUACGUGGAUGAGGAUGUGAACGGCUUCCUGGAGUAUCUCCAGCAGAGCGGACAGCCGCUGCCCAAAGGAGACCGAGGAGGGAGGGAGGAGGAACAGGAGCUCAGGGAGGAGGUGGGAACAGCCCUGAGAAAAGACAGAAGAAGAGAGGACAGAAGGAUAAAGAGGCAGAAAAACAAGAAGAACAACAUGCUGUGCUUCAACUGCAGGAAACCCGGUCACGGUUUGGCCGACUGUCCGGAGGCCGACCGAGACGAGGAGAUGGGUCGAGGCAUCUGCUACCGCUGCGGCUCCACCGAACAUGAAAUCCAGAAGUGCAGAGCUAAAGUGGACCCGGCUCUGGGUGAUUACCCGUAUGCAAAGUGCUUCAUCUGUGGUCAGACUGGACACUUGUCGCGGUCCUGCCCAGAUAAUCCUAAAGGACUUUAUGCUCAAGGAGGUUCCUGUCGCGUUUGUGGUUCAGUGGAACAUUUUCAGAAGGAUUGUCCAGAACACCAGGCUGCAACUCACUCAGUGACAGUUUCCUGGUUGUCCAACAACAUGAGCGCCGACCACGAGGAAGUCCACGUUCCAGUGAAGAAAGCCAAACCCAAACAGACUAAAGUGGUGGUGUUCUGAUCAGCUGCUGGUCUGAGCAGCGUCUCACUCUGGACUCGAACAAACGGACUGAUUACUGUUCACAUGCAGUGAAGCGCUUCUUCAGACACGUUCUGGUUCCGUUUGUGUUUAUUUGAUAAAGAUCCUUUUAAUAAAGUGUUUCUGCUUCUGUA
Chelmon rostratus (copperband butterflyfish) is the source of this 1117-nucleotide messenger RNA. RefSeq names its product zinc finger, CCHC domain containing 9 (gene zcchc9). The record is from RefSeq and is a predicted model, not a curated record. Bases 147 to 965 code for a protein of 272 amino acids. Lineage: Eukaryota; Metazoa; Chordata; Actinopteri; Chaetodontiformes; Chaetodontidae. The transcript has 6 exons. Gene Ontology annotation, molecular function: zinc ion binding; nucleic acid binding.